UAAAUAACUAUUGAGAGAGAGAGAGAGAGAAACUAGGUUGUUGAAAAAACAAUGUUAAGGGAUUUUUCAGCAACCCAGUCUAUUCAAAUAAUAUCUAAUAUAAAUUGUUUCUAAUCAUCGUAACAAUCCAUCUCCAUAAUCGACGGAUGUACAAUUACCUUGUAUGCCCAUUGGCGUAAUUGUAUGAAUUUUGUUAAACGUCUAUGUCAAAAUUUGUGAUGACGGCGAUGUUGAAGGACAAGACACAAUUUACGUUUGAAGACAAGUGGCCAUGUAUGCGACCGAUCAUACUGAAACUACUUAAACAAGAGCCAGUGACACAGGCGGAAUGGCAGGAUUUAUUUUAUGCCGUUCACGUGUGUUUAUGGGACGAUAAAGGACCACUGAAAUUACGAGAUGCUCUGGAAGAGGAUAUAAUGGAUUUUAUAAAGCAAACUCAAAAACAAAAAGUUUUAGCUCAUCAAGAAGAACAAGCACUGUUGAAAGCGUAUGUAACCGAGUGGAGAAAGUUUUUUACGCAAUGUAAUUAUUUGCCGACGCCAUUUAGACAAUUAGAAACGUAUCUUACGGGAAAGACUAGCUCCAGUACUCAAAAGAGGAAUCAACCUGAUGAUAUUGUUAGAAAGCUAAUGUUGGAUACUUGGAACCAUAGCAUAUUCAAUGAAAUCAAACAAAGACUUCAAGAUGCGGCUAUGAGAUUAGUACGCGCCGAAAGAAACGGCGAAGUAUUUGAUUCUCAACUUGUUAUUGGUGUUAGAGAAUCUUACGUAAACUUGUGUUCAAAUCCAACGGAUAAGCUGCAGAUAUAUAGAGAAAAUUUUGAAGCAGCGUACAUACAAGCUACCGAGGCAUUUUAUUGGGUAAACGCGCCGGAAUACUUGCAGUUGCACGGCGUGGAGAAUUACAUGCGUUACGCCGAUACGAAAUUAAGAGAAGAGGAGCUGCGCGCUCAGAAAUAUCUGGAGCCAAACACCGCGAGUAUGCAACGACUAACGGACUGCUGCGUGAAAGUGUUAGUAGCGAGUUUUAAGCCAGCCAUACUUGCCGAGUGCAUACGAAUGAUUCAACAUAAUCAAACUGAUAAGCUUCGCCUCAUGUUGAAAUUGAUGGACAGAGUACCCGAUGGUGUCGGUCCGAUGUUAAGAAAUUUGGAGGAACAUAUCACGAGCGCAGGUCUAUCAGACAUGAUGGCAGCCGUGGAGAUCAUCACUCAGGACUCUGAAAAAUACGUGGAAAGACUGUUAGACCUGUUCCAUAGGUUUUCCACGCUGGUUAAGGAAGCGUUCGAUGAUGAUCCGCGGUUUCUUACAGCGCGGGAUAAAGCUUAUAAACUGGUUGUCAAUGACGCCACGGUAUUCAAAUUAGAAUUGCCUACUCGGCAGGGUUCCGCAAUUGGUGGCGCGUCCGUUUUAAAUAAUAGACCUGUUAACAAUAACGGACACGCCGAGUCAAAGUGUCCGGAACUUCUCGCGAAUUUCUGUGAUAUGCUUCUUAGAAAAACGCCUCUUAGCAAGAAACUGACCACGGACGAGAUCGAAAGUAAACUAAAGGACGUAUUGUUAGUACUGAAGUACGUCCAAAACAAGGAUGUAUUUAUGCGCUAUCAUAAAGCGCAUUUAACUAGGCGCUUAAUAUUGGACACAACCACCGAUUCAGAGAAAGAAGAGAAUAUGGUAGACAUGCUUCGCGAAGUCGGCAUGCCCGCGGACUUUGUUAAUAAAUUAGCUCGUAUGUUCCAAGAUAUUAAAGUGUCUCAAGACUUGAAUCAGCAGUUCAAGGAGCAAUGCCGAGCUGCCAUAGCAGAUAGCAUAAAUAUUAAGAUUCUCAAUGCUGGUGCAUGGGCCAGAGGUAGUGAACGCGUCAUCGUGAGCUUGCCGCUUCAGUUAGAAGAUUAUAUUCCAGAAGUCGAGGAAUUUUACAAGAAGAAGCACAGUGGAAGGAAAUUGCAGUGGCAUCAUCACAUGUCUAAUGGCACGAUAACAUUCACGAAUAAAGUGGGCCGCUUCGACAUAGACGUAACGACUUUUCAAAUGGCGGUGUUGUUCGCUUGGAACCAACGACCCAAUGAGAAAAUUUCUUACGAGAAUCUCAGAUUAGCUACGGAACUUCCGGAUCCCGAACUGAGACGGACUCUGUGGUCCUUGUGUGCCUUCCCGAAGUUAAAGCGGCAACUUCUUUUGGUCGAGCCGCAUGCCGCUACUCCAAAGGAUUUUGCGAAUGACACAAGAUUUUGGGUCAAUCAAGAAUUCGCUAUUGUAAAAAACGGCAAGAUGCAAAAGCGGGGAAAAAUAAACCUGAUAGGACGUCUUCAAUUGUCAACUGAACGCAGCAGAGAGGAGGACAACCAGUCUAUUGUACAACUUAGAAUAUUACGAGUGCAGGAAGCUAUCAUCAAAAUUUUAAAGAUGCGCAAAAAGAUCACUAAUGCACAACUGCAGACCGAGCUGGUGGAUAUACUGAAAAACAUGUUCUUACCAAGCAAAAAGAUGAUAAAGGAGCAGAUCGAGUGGCUUAUCGAACACAAGUAUAUUCGUAGGCAUGACGAUGACAUCAAUACGUUUGUGUACAUGGCAUAACACGGGAUUAUAUAUACGUAUAAGAUUGUUCGAGCUAUAUGUUUAAUAUUAUAUUUUUAUAAAAAAGAAUUUAGGUUUUUUAUCUUUAAGGAUACGUUCCAGUCCGCUGUAUCGUUUUGUCUCACCACUUUUCUUGUAACACUGUGAAACGAAACAAAACACUGUGCUAUUUGACUUAAUUUUGGGAUGUGGAGUAAAUAUUUGAUAAAGGGCAGGUCAUGCUGCUUUCAUCCAGCUAUCGAUUGUUAUUAUUAUUAUUAUUAUAUGAAUAAAGUAAAAUUGUAUACUUAAAAAUUGGAGUCGCAAUAAUACUAAGAAGACAUUACGCAAUAUAUUAUAUGGUACUGUAUCCGAUAAAACGAAACUUGUGGCAUUUUUUAUUUUGACAUUGAAUGAUCGAGAAGGAAUUGAAGAAGGUAAAAUUACAAUUAAUAGCCAUUGUUUCUUCAAUUGUCUAUAAUUUGCUGAAAAGUAUUUCUAAAUAUUUUUGGCGAUUUCGAAAAUAUUUUCAUGAGAGAGAAUCUGUGUCGUUAAUCAAGUUUAUUGCAAGAACUUUCGCGUUGGAACUUUGGUACACAACAAUUUGGCACUAGGAACGUUACUACGUGUCCUUUGCACAAUUUUGAGCAAUGGUGUACAUUAUAUUAAUUACAUUUAGUCAUAAACAAUAAAAAUUCAUACUUUGAAUACGCGCGCACGCGCGUGCACAUACACAUUACAAUAUUCUUGCAGACGGAUUUACUUGUUCCUAAUUAAUAAAUGUGGUAUAUGUGGAAGAUUUGGGCAUUUCCCAUAUGAUAUUUUUAAUUUAGUUCAGGAUUUAUAUAUAAUGAAAUUUGCGGACGACAUUCGAGUGUACUCGUGAUUUUCAUUUUGAGAAUAUAUAUAUAUAUAUAUAUUCUCCCAGCGAAUAAUGUUAUCCAAUGGCCUACAAUAAUUUAAUAUGCGUAAGCAUGUACCUCGCAACAUGAUAAAAAUAUGUGUAUUUGUAUGAUGAUUUCUAUAUCCAAAAUAGUCACGAUAAGAUUCGAAGAUCCUCGGAUUAAGUCAGAAAAAAUUAGUCAUUUAAGCAAUUAAUUAAUAAAGGCGGUUGUGUAUGUAUAAAGCUUUUAUAAUAAUAACUUCAAUAAGCGAAAACUGAGUGUGUGUAACGUUGUGUAAAAUCUUAGUGAAUUAAACGACGAAGCAUUU
Molecule: messenger RNA, 3767 nt
Organism: Ooceraea biroi (clonal raider ant)
Lineage: Eukaryota; Metazoa; Arthropoda; Insecta; Hymenoptera; Formicidae
Gene: Cul5
Product: cullin 5
Biological process (GO): ubiquitin-dependent protein catabolic process
Cellular component (GO): cullin-RING ubiquitin ligase complex
Molecular function (GO): ubiquitin protein ligase binding
Source: RefSeq, a predicted model, not a curated record